AUGCGGUUUGACUACUUGAACAAAGGUCCGGCCUGGGCCGCAGUCCGGGAGAUCAGUAUUCGCGAAUUCACUCCUCACCCAAUAGGAGAUUCGACCUGGCUAGGCGAUGGACAUCUCGUUAUCGGUUCAGGUAACCAGAUGUUCGUUCACGGGAGGGAGUAUGACCUAUCCGGCUCCUUGAUCAACAGCCUGCAACUGCCGCACAGGAAGAACGGCGUCUGGGAUCUUUUUGACGCUGUUCAGAGGUUUAACGGCCCUCUGCCGGUUUUCCACCCUCAGUUCCUGAGCCAAUGUAUCCUUGCAGGGAAGAGCACCAUAGUCCGAACGAUUCUGAUGUCACUGCACAAAACUCUCAAGUUCCUCAUUGCAGGUGAGACGGUCGAUGACUACCUUGGACUCGAACCAGCGGUUUUCUACUCAUCCGGGGCCUCACCGACGCAAGCAUCAGAGUCCCAGGUAGGGUCUCACUUCAGUCUGCAAGUAUCUGCCGACGAGACAGACGACUCAGAGGAGCCUUUCAGCGAAGAAACUGCACUUGCCAUCAAUGUUCGUCUUACCAAAGUUGGCCUCCAACAGCUGUCGGGUCAUGAGCAAAUACAACUGGCUGAUAUCGUUGAAUGCGUGGGGAUCGUCGAGAAACAGCGCAGAUCCCUGGACGAGAAUGGUGCACGUUUUAUGCUCUUUUUCCGCCAGCAUGGGCUUCGCAAGGGCCGGACAAGCGAAAUCCAGAUGUCCUGGCGAGAAAUCAACUGGGCUUACCACUCGACCAGCCAGGAUAUUCUCACUGAUUUCGUCUCCAAACAAUGCCACGGUGCACUACGCUGGGAGGAUGCGCGGGAGAGCGGCAUGUUUAUGUGGCUCACCGAUCGGAAUGCCUUGCUUGCGCAAUUCGAAAUCGUUGCACGUAACGAAUACACCAAGAGCGAGAUGAAGAAUCCAGUUGACUGUAGCAUCUACUACCUGGCUCUCAAGAAGAAGACAGUCCUACAGGGACUCUGGCGAAUGGCUCACUGGAAUAGAGAGCAGGGGGCAACGCAGAAGUUGCUGUCCAAUAACUUUGAAGACCCGAAAUGGAGGACGACGGCGCUGAAGAAUGCUUACGCGCUGCUAAGCAAGCGACGCUUCGAGUACGCCGCAGCAUUUUUCUUACUUGCGGACCACCUGCAAGAUGCUGUCAAUGUCUGUUUGAAUCAACUUAAAGAUCUUCAGCUCGCAGUAGCUAUCGCGCGUGUCUACGAAGGAGACCGAGGUCUAGUGUUGACGAAGCUCCUGGAAGAAGAGGUACUAGCUGUGGCCGCCAAGGAGGGCAACCGCUGGCUUGCAUCCUGGGCCUUCUGGAUGCUGAAUCGCAAGGAUAUGGCGGUCCGGGCCCUGAUUACGACCCGGCAUUAG
Molecule: messenger RNA, 1392 nt
Organism: Colletotrichum fioriniae
Lineage: Eukaryota; Fungi; Ascomycota; Sordariomycetes; Glomerellales; Glomerellaceae
Source: RefSeq, a predicted model, not a curated record